AUGGAUGUACCAAUUCUUGAUAAAGCUGCUGCAGCCCUUUGCAUAACAUCGUGCAGUGUACAGAACUGUGGAACCGGAUUGUGCAAGAAGUCUCGCACAGAGGAUUAUCGGAUCGCGUCAUCGGAUAUUGGUGGACAAAUCAUAAUUUCUGAGCCAAUUUCAGCAUCGAAGAGAUGCCAAUUUUCUCACGCAUCCACCAAUGUGCUCAGUAUGAAGUGGUUUGUAUGGAAGGACAUGAGCCGCGAUUUUCUUUUGUCACUCCAUUCUGGAGAUACUCUUAUUCUUUGGAACACAGAUAAUGGAGAGAAAAUCUGGUCUGUCUCAUAUAACGUCCCACUUUUUGAUCUAGCAAUCGAUCCUUUCGACCCGUGCCAUGCCUCAUUUUCCUCAUUAGGAUGCAAUAUUGCGUUAUGCUCUGAUAUCAGUUUCAAUAAUACUCCGUCAAGUACUUGCCGAACUGUAGUGAUAUGCGAGGAACAGAUCAAAUCUGCCACAAGCAUACAAAACCUCGUCUAUCAUAAUGCUUACCGUAAUAUCCUCUUCGUUGUUACUCAAUCACAGGUGCAUUGCUUUCAUACCGAACUUUUUGCGGUGUUGUUUUCCAUGACGCACGAACCAAAUAUCAUUUCGUGGCUCUGCUGUUCUUCAAGCGAUGCAAUAUUUUCCGUACAAGCUGGUGGGGCUGUCUCGCUAAGAGUUGGAAAAUUCUCAUCGAAUGAUGAAAGAGCAGAUGCACAGUUUGCGCUAGAGAGGAUCGCAUUCGGUGACAUCCAGCGUCAGGGUAACCAACAACGAGCUGUGGGUGCGUGUCUUUGUCCAGUCACUCAAAGCUUGCAGGAAUUGUAUAUCGCUAUUGCUAUCUCUGGUGCUAUACAGUAUUUAGCUCUGGAAUGA
Messenger RNA from Cylicocyclus nassatus, 894 nucleotides. The record is from the annotation of a GenBank genome assembly. Lineage: Eukaryota; Metazoa; Nematoda; Chromadorea; Rhabditida; Strongylidae.